AUGGUUCUUGCGGAUUUGGGUCGUAAAAUAACAUCUGCACUUCGAUCUUUGAGCAAUGCAACUGUCAUCAAUGAAGAAGUUCUUAAUUCUAUGCUAAAAGAAAUAUGUGCGGCAUUACUUGAAGCAGAUGUUAACAUUAGGCUCGUCAAAGAGCUAAGAGAAAAUGUGCGUCGGGUCAUUGAUUUUGAUGAUAUGGCCGGUGGUCUAAAUAAAAGGCGAAUGAUCCAAAGUGCUGUAUUUAAAGAACUUGUAAAGUUAAUUGACCCUGGAGUGAAAGCUUAUCAGCCAAUAAAAGGACGACCAAAUAUAAUUAUGUUCGUUGGUCUACAAGGUUCAGGAAAGACAACUACUUGCACAAAACUUGCUUAUCAUUAUUUAAAGAAAAACUGGAAAGCCUGCUUAGUUUGUGCCGAUACCUUUCGUGCUGGCGCAUACGAUCAGAUAAAGCAAAACGCAACGAAAGCAAGAAUUCCGUUUUAUGGAAGCUAUACAGAGGUGGACCCAGUCACAAUAGCACAGGAUGGUGUAGAAAUGUUUAAAAAAGAAGGUUACGAAAUCAUUAUUGUUGAUACCAGCGGUAGACACAAGCAAGAAGAAUCCCUGUUCGAGGAGAUGCUUCAAGUUGCAAAUGCAAUUCAACCAGACAAUAUAAUUUUCGUAAUGGACGCAACAAUAGGUCAGGCUUGUGAAGCUCAAGCAAAAGCUUUUAAGGAACGUGUUAAUGUUGGUUCUAUCAUUAUCACAAAACUUGAUGGACACGCGAAAGGUGGAGGUGCUCUUUCAGCGGUUGCUGCAACACAAAGUCCAGUAAUCUUUGUAGGUACUGGAGAACACAUAGAUGAUUUAGAACCCUUUAAAACAAAACCGUUUAUUAGUAAAUUAUUGGGUAUGGGUGACAUUGAAGGGCUUAUAGACAAAGUAAAUGAAUUAAAUCUUGAUGAUAAUGAAGAACUACUUGAAAAAAUCAAACAUGGUCAAUUCACCUUGAGGGACAUGUAUGAACAAUUUCAGAAUAUUAUGAAAAUGGGGCCGUUUUCUCAAUUAAUGGGUAUGAUUCCUGGCUUCAGUCAAGAUUUCAUGUCGAAAGGUACAGAACAGGAGUCUAUGGCAAGAUUAAAACGUUUAAUGACCAUCAUGGACAGCAUGAAUGAUGCAGAAUUGGACAACAGGGAUGGUGCAAAAUUGUUCAGUAAACAACCGGGUAGAAUAGUAAGAGUAGCUCAAGGCUCCGGAAUGACUGAAAAGGAAGUCAAAGAUUUAAUUACACAAUACACAAAAUUUGCAGCAGUUGUAAAGAAAAUGGGAGGUAUUAAAGGAUUAUUUAAAGCAGGAGAUAUGACUAAAAGUAUCAAUUCUACACAAAUGGCAAAAUUAAAUCAUCAAAUGGCAAAAAUGAUGGAUCCUAGGGUUUUACAACAAAUGGGUGGCAUGUCAGGAUUACAAAAUAUCAUAAAACAACUUCAACAGACUGCAGUUGGAGGACUUGGAAAUUUAACAGGUGGUUUUGGUGGAAAAUCAUAGAAAAAAAUUGUCAGGCAGCACACUGACUGUCUUUCAUAUAAUUCCUUGUACAACAUCAUUUAGUAA
This is a messenger RNA of Habropoda laboriosa, 1587 nucleotides long. RefSeq names its product signal recognition particle 54 kDa protein (gene Srp54k). Bases 1 to 1521 code for a protein of 506 amino acids. The record is from RefSeq and is a predicted model, not a curated record. Gene Ontology annotation, molecular function: 7S RNA binding; ATP hydrolysis activity; GTPase activity. The transcript has 9 exons. Lineage: Eukaryota; Metazoa; Arthropoda; Insecta; Hymenoptera; Apidae. Gene Ontology annotation, cellular component: signal recognition particle, endoplasmic reticulum targeting; cytosol. Gene Ontology annotation, biological process: SRP-dependent cotranslational protein targeting to membrane; SRP-dependent cotranslational protein targeting to membrane, translocation.